Messenger RNA from Rhizoctonia solani, 1902 nucleotides. RefSeq lists its product as uncharacterized. Bases 1 to 1902 code for a protein of 633 amino acids. The record is from RefSeq and is a predicted model, not a curated record. The transcript is spliced from 11 exons. Lineage: Eukaryota; Fungi; Basidiomycota; Agaricomycetes; Cantharellales; Ceratobasidiaceae.
AUGUCCCUUUUCUGGACUCGGUUGAUUGUUGCUGCCCUAUGGGCUACGAUCAUUCACGAGUCCAUGAAGGGCGAAGUGGGGCACGAGCUCGACUAUCACACUCAUAAUCCUCUCAGCCCUUGGUCAGCCAUCCUUUUACUUUACAGGAAAUACGUCAAGCAAUUAUCCUCGCGCAAUAGGAAGGCUAUAAGAAGGCAUGAUGACCGAACACCCUGGUGGCUAUGCAUUGUUCUCUUUUUGGUCACUGCGACGGUCGCUGCGAGUCUGGUGUUUGCCCUCGGUCGUGUGGUCGAUAUAAAUACCAUCCAACAAACCCAAACGAAAGAGUACUAUGAAGCCGCUGUCGCUGGUGAUAUCACAGCCGAGGGAAUUGCUCGGGCCACCACCGUAUUGAAUGAUACGCUUUUGCAAGUGAGAUAUACAUGGACGAUCACCCCCCUUUCAUCUGCACAGCACGUUCCGACAGACCGCUACUUUUAUCUCAACCGAACCGAAAAAGACGCGAAUGUGAUCAAAACAACGAUAGAAACUAUCCACUUUGCCGAGACAUUUACUUCGCAACUGGAUCCAGACCACCCCUUUGGGUUCGGGACCUUCCAGAACCAGAGUCAAACUGCCGGACUUACUUUGUCCGAAGCUGGAAAGUCGGCUGGGCUGGAUGCAGGCAAAGGGCCUACAACCAAGGCGGUCGGGCAGAUUGCCAGAUGGCCUAGGUGGGGGUCGAGGAUAGGGUGCCAGGUUAUCGAAGAUUUAGGGCGAUACUUAACACCCCAUUCGAGGCCGGCCAACAUGACAUAUCUCUUCGUCCCCUGGAAGGCGGUGGAUAGGAUAUUCGAGUACAUGGGCCUUGAUUCACCCGCCGCAGCCAAGUUUCGUCCGGUAAAUUUCACCGGUUUUAUGGAGGGAGAGGACAGACCCAAUGUUACAGCCCAGGAAAGCGAAGUUGCGUUGAUGUCAAAAUGGCGGGACAAUGGCGUAACGCAUUCGUUUUCUUGGUUCCCUGUUAAUCAAGGGGAAGACGGCAACGGAUGGGUCAGCAUCGAGAUAGUGAUGGUGCGAUUGAACGAGUCCUACACUGCGCCAAACAGCAGCUUCCAAGUCUAUGGCGAGCUCGGUAACCGAGAAAACCGAACUCGCAUCGGGUUUGAUGCUGCGAUUUGCGUAGAGGAAGUCCGGGGCUACGUCGUCGACGCGUACAACAGUAGCGCCGGUUCCCCCGUCUCGCUCGCACUCAAGUACCGUGGGACCCAGCUGAACACGUCUAUGCCCACCAUAGGACAAGAUACAUCCAAACACGAAGUGCCCAAGCGCAUCGAGGAGCCGUUGUCGAAACCUGGGGUGCAGCACGGAAUCUCGUCUGCGAACAAGUUUGCUGUGUACAAUGCCUCGCAUUACAACGCACGCAACAUCAUGCUCAAGGAUAACGGACGGGACUGGUGGUUCGCUCCCAAUCCGACGGUGAGUCUUGUCCGAUACUUUGGGCUUUUCUUCUUGAAUCUACAUCGCCAACUGAGUCUUGUUCGAACUUUUGGGCGGGUGGUGGCUUUUGGUGGAGGAAAUUCGCCAACCGAGUACACACAGCUAAAUGCGGAAAACAUCGCCCGGGUCAUGGCGAAUUCGGAUUCCCAGCAUCUGCUUCCGUACCUUGUUGGGUCUCAAUUAGUACUCGCGCACGUAUACCGAGAUAAAACGGUUGCACAUACGUUGAUCUAUACCACCUGGCUCGCGAUCAUAUUAGCCGUCGUGCUGGUGAACGGAAUAGUCGUCUCGGUCUUUGUUCCACGCUUGCCUCUGGGUCUAUCUCGUAGAGACAUUGGGGUCAAUUCCUGGUUGGCUGCGAUCGAAGGCAAGUUGACAACUUGCCACUGCCAUCACCAUACUUUCCAAACCACCUUUUGCUGA